UAGCAAACAGUCAUAAAUAAAGAAUAAUACCAUUUGAAACAAAAAAAUUACAAUGCAACUAGAGUAGCCUUAUUAAACAUUAUACGUAUCUUAAUUAAACCAAUAUUAUGAACUUGGAAAUGUAAUUGUAUUGUACUUCUUCGAACCAUGUGUGAUAGUGACGAACAAGGUGACCACAGCCGUUCAGGCUUGGAUCUGACCGGGUUCUUGUUUGGUAAUAUUGACGAAAGGGGUCAGUUAGAAGAUGAUGGAUUGCUAGAUGGUGAAUCGAAGCGAAUGUUAUCAUCGCUUAGCCGCUUAGGUUUAGGGUCUAUGCUCUCUGAAGUCCUGGAGGUUGAGGAACCACUUAAAGAAGAGGAAGAAAAAGACUAUAAUGAGAAAAGUCCAUCGGCUGUGGACUUUUUUGACAUUGAAGAUGCAGCAGAGGAUAUAAAAGUAGAAAAUAAUGUGAUAAAAUUUGAAAAUACUUCAGAUGUACAAACUGUGCAUAGCAGCAAUGUUCCUGUGAUUAUUGAUUCACAGAGUAUUAAAGAGGAAUUAAAAGAAGAUACUUGGAGGGACACUGAUAUUGCAGGAGAACAAGAGGUACAGAGUACCAAUGAUGAUGGCUAUGAAGGUGAUAUGGAAGGUGAUGGUGGACUUAUGCCUCCUCCUUCGACAGUUCCACCCCCCAAACAAGAAAAACCCAAAAAACUAGAUACUCCAUUGGCUGCAAUGCUUCCAUCUAAAUAUGCCAAUGUUGAUGUCACAGAACUGUUUCCGGAUUUCAGACCAGAUAGAGUACUUCUUUUCUCUCGACUUUUUGGACCUGGAAAACUGUCCAGCUUACCGCAAAUAUGGCGCGGUGUUAAAAAACGUAGACGUCGAAAGCGCAGUGGAAGUACAGGUAGUGACACACCACCGAUGGUUCCAGACAGUCAGGAACCUCAAUAUGCAAGUGACGAUGAAGAGAAACUUCUCAAGCCUAUGGAAGAAAAUCAACAGAUGUCUAAUGACGAUAAGGGAUUAGGCUCAGGAGAUAAAGCACAAAGGCCAACACCGGCCCACUGGCGUUUUGGUCCUGCUCAAGUUUGGUAUGAUAUGUUGAAUGUACCAGAGACUGGGGAUGGGUUUGACUACGGAUUCAAAUUAAAGACUCAAGGAACAGAUCGUGAAGAAAAAUCAAAGGAAGUUGAAGAAGAAAUUAGAGACACUGUGGAGAGUGCGGAUAGCCCUGAUAGUGGCUUUCCCGAUGAUUCUUUCCUUAUGCUGUCACAGUUGCAGUGGGAAGAUGAUGUUAUAUGGGACGGAAGUGAAAUGAAACAUAAGGUGCUUGCCCGUUUGAACAGCAAAAGUAAUGCAGCCGGAUGGGUUCCUACUUCAGUAAGCCGUACUGCACAGCAAUUCUCACAUCCUAGACCACAGCCGCCAACCACAUUACAGACUAAAACACCCGCUGCUACAGCCACUUCUGCUAAUAACCAACCAGGAGGGAAUUCAGCUGACGGUGAAGAUAACACUUGGUACAGUAUAUUCCCAGUUGAAAACGAAGAGUUGGUAUACGGUACUUGGGAGGAUGAAGUUAUAUGGGAUGCAGAGAAUAUGUCCAAAAUACCGAAACCUAAGAUACUUACGUUGGAUCCUAACGAUGAAAACAUUAUAUUGGGUAUUCCAGAUGAUGUCGAUCCUUCGAAGAUUACUAGAGAGCGAGGUCCAGCUCCUAAAGUAAAGAUACCUCAUCCUCACGUUAAGAAAUCCAAGAUCCUGCUUGGAAAAGCUGGUGUAAUUAAUGUACUUCAAGAAGAUGCUCCACCGCCGCCCCCUAAGUCGCCUGACAGAGAUCCUUUCAAUAUAUCUAAUGAUGUAUACUACCAGCCAAAAUCGCAGAACCCACGUUUGAAGGUGGGCGGCGGUCAGCUGAUACAGCACAGCACGCCGGUGGUGGAGCUGCGCGCGCCGUUCAUCCAGACGCACAUGGGGCCGGCUCGACUGCGCGCGUUCCACCGGCCCGCGCUCAGGAAGCUGACGUACGGGCCGCUCUCCGCCCCCGGACCGCACCCCGUCCAACCCUUGCUGAAGCAUAUUCGAAAGAAAGCUAAGCAACGUGAAGCAGAAAGACUGGCGUCUGGUGGUGGUGACGUGUUCUUCAUGCGGACGCCGGAAGAUCUGAGCGGUAGAGACGGUGAAAUAAUACUGGUCGAGUUCUGCGAAGAGCAUCCGCCACUGUUGAGUCAAGUUGGCAUGUGCACUAAGAUCAAAAAUUACUACAAGCGGACAGCUACCAAGGACAACGGUCCCAAGCCACUGAAGUACGGUGAAGUAGCGUACGCUCACACGUCGCCGUUCCUCGGGAUCCUGGCGCCGGGAGCCACGCAGCCGGUAGUCGAGAACAACAUGUACAGAGCUCCUAUAUACGAACACACGUUGCCGCAGACUGACUUCAUCAUUAUACGUACCAGACAAGCAUAUUAUAUACGUGAGAUCGACGCUGUGUACGUUGCCGGACAAGAGUGUCCGCUGUAUGAAGUCCCCGGACCAAAUUCAAAGAGAGCUAACAAUUUCGUUAGAGAUUUCUUGCAGGUGUUCAUCUACAGGCUGUUUUGGAAAUCUCGUGACAAGCCACGUCGUAUAAAAAUGGACGAUAUAAAGAGGGCGUUCCCAUCGCAUUCUGAAAGUUCGAUUAGAAAGAGAUUGAAGCUUUGCGCUGAUUUUAAGCGUACCGGAUUGGAUUCGAAUUGGUGGGUGAUAAAGCCGGAUUUCCGUCUACCCUCCGAAGAAGAAAUCCGAGCCAUGGUGUCGCCCGAACAGUGCUGCGCAUACUUCAGUAUGGCGGCCGCAGAACAAAGACUGAAAGACGCUGGCUACGGAGAAAAGUUCCUGUUUACCCCGCAAGAGGACGAUGACGAGGAAAUGCAGCUGAAGAUAGAUGAUGAAGUAAAAGUGGCUCCGUGGAACACGACCCGCGCCUACAUCCAGGCCAUGCGCGGCAAGUGUCUGCUGCAGCUGACCGGCCCGGCGGACCCCACCGGCUGCGGCGAGGGGUUCUCGUACGUCCGGGUGCCGAACAAGCCCACGCAGCAACCGAACGAGGAGCAACAACCGAAACGAACCGUCACCGGGACCGACGCUGACUUGAGGAGGCUGAGUUUGAACAACGCUAAGGCACUGUUGAGGAAGUUCGGUGUUCCCGAAGAGGAGAUCAAAAAGCUGUCGCGCUGGGAAGUCAUCGAUGUUGUACGAACAUUAUCGACCGAGAAAGCAAAAGCUGGCGAGGAAGGCAUGACGAAGUUCUCCAGAGGAAAUAGAUUCUCUAUUGCAGAGCAUCAAGAAAGGUACAAAGAAGAAUGUCAGCGUAUAUUCGAGCUCCAGAACCGCGUCCUGCAGAGUACAGAGGUGCUAAGUACCGACGAGGCCGAGAGUUCGGUCAGCGAGGAAUCUGACUUGGAAGAAAUGGGCAAGAAUCUCGAAAAUAUGCUAGCAAAUAAAAAGACCACAGAACAGCUGUCAAUGGAAAGAGAGGAGGCAGAGAGAGCGGAACUUCGGAAGAUGAUAAUGGGACAGUCCGAGAAGAAACCGCAAAUUAAUCCAAGCGAUCAACAACAAACAUCGAGUCAAGCAGGUCGAGUGCUUCGCAUAGUGCGCACGUUCCGCGACGCGUCCGGCCAGCGGUACACGCGCGUCGAGCUCGUGCGGAAGGCGGCCGUCAUAGAGGCCUACACCAAGAUACGGUCCACCAAGGACGACAUGUUCAUACGCCAGUUCGCCUCUAUGGACGAAACGCAGAAAGAAGAAAUGAAGAGGGAGAAGAGAAGAAUACAGGAACAAUUGAGACGUAUCAAGCGAAAUCAGGAGAGAGAAAGACUGGCCGGCAAUGUCACCGUACCUGGCCUUGGGAACGACAGUGACCUCGGGCCCUCCUCCAGCAACCUCAUACCUCUGGGCCAAAUCAAACAAGAGCCGGAUCUCCACACGCCAUCCCGAAGACGUGCCAAACUAAAGCCUGACUUGAAACUAAAGGUAUCAGUAUGCAAGUGUGGCGCCUGCGGCCAGGUUGGUCACAUGAGGACGAACAAAGCGUGUCCGCUAUACACCGGCUCGGUUACGGGUGGACCGGCCUCUCCUCCGGACAUAGACGUGGAGCCUCCUCCCGUUGAACCAGAAGAUGAUGAUCUUGGAUAUGUGGAUGGAACAAAGCUAACGCUACCAACCAAGAUUAUUAAGCAAACCGCCGAGGAGCUGAAGCGUCGCGGCGGCGGCAGGCGCGGCAGCGAGUUCGGACGCAGCAAACGUCGCGGCGCCACCGCGGACUCGUGCGAGUACUUGGUCCGGCGGCCGGCCGAGAGGCGCCGCACCGAUCCGCUGGUCACCCUGUCGUCGUUGCUGGAAGACGUACUCAACCACAUGCGGCAUUUGCCCGAUGUACAGCCCUUCCUGUUUCCUGUCAAUCAUAAGCUCGUCGCUGAUUACUAUCGCAUAGUUUCCCGGCCGAUGGAUCUGCAAACUAUACGAGAUAAUCUCCGACAGAAACAUUAUCAAAGCCGCGAAGAAUUCUUGGCCGAUGUCAAUCAGAUCGUCGAGAACAGCACACUUUAUAAUGGUCCAACAAGCAGUCUCACUGUGGCCGCCCAGAGAAUGUUACAGCGCUGCGUUGAGAAAUUAGCAGAAAAAGAGGAACAGCUAAUGAAACUCGAGAAACAAAUUAAUCCAUUACUUGAUGAUAACGAUCAGGUGGCCUUGUCGUUUAUAUUCGAGAAUCUUCUGACAACGAAACUGAAGAUAAUGCCCGAAUCGUGGCCCUUCUUGAAGCCCGUCAACAAGAAACAAGUUAAAGACUAUUACAACGUCAUCAAGCAACCUAUAGACAUGGAAACUAUGGGAAAGAAAAUUCAAGCUCACAAAUAUCACAGCCGUGAAGAAUUCCUCCGGGACGUACAACUUUUGGUGGAUAAUUGUCGGGCUUACAACGGCCCGAACUCUCAGUUCACGAGACAAGCUGAGGCCGUAUUGAAGGUCACGCAGGACGCUUUAGGCCAGUUCGACGAGCACGUGAGUCAGUUGGAAGCGAACAUAGUUAGGGUUCAGCAGAAAAUGCUCGAAGACGCCCAGCACUCGGAGCCGGAGGGCGACGACCUCCCCCCCACGGACGAGAAGCGCGGCCGGGGGCGUCCGCGGAAACACAAGCCCUCAACAUCAGACGGUGCUACUCCUAGAAAACGAGGCAGACCACGUAAAGAUCAGAACAGCUUGGAAGAAGAUCUUCAAUACUCGGACAGUGGUAGUUCGGAAUUGGAAGAGGUGGAACAGAAAGACAUCGUUGACACCAUUCAACUCUGUGUCAAACCAGAAGAUACAACGCUGGACGAGCCAAGCAUGAUAUCGGAUCCGUCCGAUUUCCCGACGACGAUCAAACGAGAAGUGACGGACGACCUGCCUCCGCCUUCGGACGACUUCGUGGACCUCGAUCAGCCGACUGACUUUACUUUCCCGUCCAUCGUAAAGGAAGAGCCGAUCGAACCUGACAUGAACAUGGUUCCCACGAUGAUAGAGAGUCACAUGGAGCCGCCUCAGCAGUUCAAGGAAGAACCGCCAGAGAAUUGGCAGCCCGAUCCAGCCAUUCAAGAUGAUCUCCAGGUGACUGAUAGCGAGGAAGAAGCAGAAGAUGGGUUGUGGUUCUAAGCGGUAAAGAUGGUGGUGAUGAGAAAAGAUAAACGUUUUCGAGAAAUUUCCUCGAAAGUCUUCAAACAGUAAACAUUUAAAUGGAGUUGGAGAGUGGAGAGUGGAGUGGAGUUGGAGAAUUGGAGAGUGGAGUAAAUGGUAGGCAGUGGCUUGGCUCUGCCCCUGGCAUUGCUGAAGUCCAUGGGCGACGGUAACCACUCACCAUCAAGGGCAAUAAAAAAAAGGGGUUACAAAAAAUGUCACCGAUCUUUGUUUCAAUAUACAGAACAUGAUUGAUUGAUUGAUUUUUUUAAAGUGUAUUUUAGAAAAAUAAGCUAUUAAAGAAAUAAA
Molecule: messenger RNA, 5985 nt
Organism: Bombyx mandarina (wild silkworm)
Lineage: Eukaryota; Metazoa; Arthropoda; Insecta; Lepidoptera; Bombycidae
Gene: Taf1
Product: TATA-box binding protein associated factor 1
Biological process (GO): regulation of DNA-templated transcription; transcription by RNA polymerase II; RNA polymerase II preinitiation complex assembly
Cellular component (GO): transcription factor TFIID complex
Molecular function (GO): DNA binding; RNA polymerase II general transcription initiation factor activity; histone acetyltransferase activity
Source: RefSeq, a predicted model, not a curated record